Molecule: messenger RNA, 1764 nt
Organism: Cornus florida
Lineage: Eukaryota; Viridiplantae; Streptophyta; Magnoliopsida; Cornales; Cornaceae
Product: amidase 1-like
Exons: 9
Coding region: 125-1411 (428 amino acids)
Source: RefSeq, a predicted model, not a curated record
GAAACGAAGUCGUAUAGAUGCUUCUCUAGACUCUAGUAAUGAUCACUCCAUCAGUUCAACGCUAGAGCCAAGUGGAAAACGUAGAGAGUGAGAGAGAGAGAGAGAGAGAGAGAGAGGAGGGGGGAUGGCAAGGGACUCUGAUUAUGGAGCUUUCAUGGAAAAAUUUAUUCUACAGCCAAGCACUUCAUCUCAGGAGCUUCCAUUGAAUGGCCUGACCUUUGCCAUAAAAGACAUAUUUGAUGUGGAUGGAUACGUGACUGGGUUUGGAAAUCCGGAUUGGGCACGGACUCAUGUGGCUGCUACAACAACAGCUCCGGCCGUGUUGGCCAUCUUAAGGGGAGGUGCCACAUGUGUGGGAAAAACUGUAAUGGAUGAAAUGGCAUACAGUAUAGAUGGAGAACACAAACAUUACGGGACACCAACCAAUCCAUGCGCACCAGAUCGUAUCCCUGGAGGAUCUUCUAGUGGAUCUGCAGUUGCAGUUGGUGCAAUGCUUGUAGAUUUCUCCCUGGGUACUGACACCGGAGGAAGUGUAAGAGUUCCUGCGGCAUUUUGUGGGAUUUUGGGGUUUCGCCCUUCUCAUGGUGCUGUUUCAACUACUGGAGUUAUUCCUAUGGCACAGAGUUUUGAUACCGUAGGGUGGUUUGCUAGGGAUCCUGUGAUCUUGAAUCGAGUUGGACGGGUACUAUUACAAUUGCCUGUCCUUGAUCCUGUGAAACCUAGUCAUAUUAUUAUUCCAGAAGAUUGUUUCAAGCUUCUAAGCAUUCCAAUUGAUCGUGUGACUAAAGUUCUUGUGCAAUCAGUAGAGAAGUUAUAUGGGGGUCACAUGGUAAAAUAUGCAAAUCUUGGGAAUUAUGUUAAGGACAAAGUUCCAAGUUUGAAGCAUUUUGAAGGAAUUGAAACUCAAGAAUAUAAUAUAACAUCCCUGGUAGCUCUUUCAAAUGCGAUGAGGUUGCUUCAAAGGAUUGAAUUCAAAAAGAAUCAUGGUGAAUGGGUCAGUACGGUAAAACCUGAUUUUGGACCAGGAAUAGCAGAACGGAUAUGGGAAGCUGUUAGGACAACAGAUGCACAUAUUGAUGACUGCUACUCUGUGAAGACUGAAUUUCAUGCUGCUCUCGCUGAGCUCCUAGGGGAGUUCGGCAUCCUUGCAAUACCUACAGUUGUUAGUCCCCCGCCAAAACUACAAACAGAGGCAACUACCCUGGAAACAUGUGGUGCCAGGGCUUUUAGCUUGUUGUCCAUUGCUGGAGUAUCUGGAUUUUGCCAGGUGAGCAUACCAUUAGGGAUGUAUGAUAAUCUUCCUGUGGCCGUUUCCUUGUUGGCAAAGCAUGGUUCGGAUGGGUUCCUACUGAAUGUUGUUGAGACACUAUAUGGCACUCUCAAAGAACUGGUCGAAAUUGCUGAGAAUUGACUUACCUUCUGUAUGAUAUAUAUAUAUAUAUAUAUAUAUAUAUAUAUAUAUAUGUGUCUCGAUUCCAAUAUGGCACAUUAUAUCCACCCUUGUCCACGACCAAGCUUACUGAAGAAGUACCAGUGCCAGCCUGCAAACGCCAUACAACGAAAUAUCAUAUUUCCCAAGUAUUAAUGUGGUAGGAACUUAGGUGCUGUUUAUUUUAUCGAUCUCUACCAUGGUUUGUUGGUUUUGCUGUUGUUUUCCAUGUCUGUGUAUAUAUAUAUAUAUACGUGUGGCCCUUUGCUUUGUCAUUACUCUUGCUUUAAAUAUUAAUAUGUAGUAUAUAAAAUAAUCAGCAGCCUUAAUUACUA